Procambarus clarkii (red swamp crayfish) is the source of this 14104-nucleotide messenger RNA. It is a transcript of the gene btv, whose product is annotated as dynein cytoplasmic heavy chain beethoven. Gene Ontology annotation, cellular component: dynein complex. The record is from RefSeq and is a predicted model, not a curated record. Gene Ontology annotation, molecular function: ATP binding; dynein light intermediate chain binding; minus-end-directed microtubule motor activity. Gene Ontology annotation, biological process: microtubule-based movement. Lineage: Eukaryota; Metazoa; Arthropoda; Malacostraca; Decapoda; Cambaridae.
ACUUAGGUGGUUAGUGAACUUGGUAGUCAGUGAAGACGUGUCUGUGUCAGCCUACACUCCAGUGUUCACGGUGUCGUGUCAUGACACAACGAUUGAUUGAUUGAUAAAGAUUAAGAAAUCUAAGAAGAGGCACGGGCAUGAAUAGCCCCUAAGUGACAACGAUUACUUAGUGAUACAAAGAUGGCAAUUUGAAUGAAAAAACUGCUAGUGCUUAAAGAUGGAAUCUCUAGAUGUACGCAAGAACUUCAUCCUCACCACAACUGGAAAUUAUUUUGGUCUGUCAUUAUCUGAUCCCCUGCUGUUGGCACUAAAUGACGACCAAAGCCUCAACACCUUUUUGGACUCGGGGAAUUGUCAACUCCUCGGAUCCCAUGUGGUUCCUGACGAGGGUCGAGUUAUAUUCAACACUAAGGUUGACUCAACAUUAAAGAAGGAUAAGUUUUUGGUGUUCUUCAAGGUGAAGCCCGAUGUGAUAACUGGAGAUAACCUUGCUGACAUUUUUGUGUCCUCAAUGAUUGACUCUCCUGUUUCAUCCCUCUAUCAUUCACUUCAAAAGCUUUAUGCACCAAUACUAUUAAAGGAUUCUGAAUGGAGUGGCACUCUGGAUCCCAAGCUUCAAGCAUUAGUGACAGAGCUAUCUGAUGGUCUGGGAAGCCUUCUGCGAAAGCAAGACCCACUUCUGUCAAAUGACUCCUCUCAUGCAUCCAAACGGCUGGCAGGCAUCCUGACAGUAAAGGACGAGACAGACUACUGGGCUGACACGGCCAACAAUCCCAUGAGUAGGGAUGAAAAAGAAAUGGCCCAGAGCUUUUAUAAUUGCCUUGAACCAAUAGAAAAAGAAUUCAGUGGGUUAGAUGCUGUUGUGAUGGGAGAAGCAGAGGAUAUCUUGGAGAACACUCAGAACUCCCUGGAUGAACUAUGGAGGCUGGACUUUCCUCAGGCUCGUAUGUCACACCUGCUAGAUAUCAUAGCCAAUCAGCUGUCUCUGUAUGUGCAGAGCAAACUGGGAGAAGAGGACCUGUGGGGAGGACAGUACAAUCAAAUAGAGAAAAGUUUGUCUGAAGGCAUUUCAGUUUGUGAUCGUUGGGUAGACACCUGUAACAAGCUUACUUCUAUGUUUUGGAAAAGUGGUGCAGACCAGAUGUGGGAAGGCAAACCAUUCACUCCUGAUUAUUGCAAGAAUGUUUCCAAGCGUCUAACUGAGAUACUGAGUCUACGCACCUUGCACAAGCAACUGACAAGGCUCUUGUCACUAAGCGAACAAGAGGAACUCAAAACUGCAGAGGCUUUCAAGCCUUUUGCCGGCUUAAAGCCAGUACAGUACAAUCCGUACACUGAACCAUUGUGGCAAGCAGCAGUACGUCAGUUUGAAAAUUCCUUGAAGCCUGCAGAACAACGAAUUGCUGGUAAGCUAAGGGCACAACUUCGAAAUAUGGAUUCAAGUGCAUACCAGCUUAUGCAAGAGUUUAAGCGGUACAAGGAAUUAAUUAAACGAGAAAGCAUCCAGAGAGAGCUUGUAUCUGAACGAGAAAUGUUGCUUAGUGAACUUAGCAGCUACAUUCGAACAGUGCGCACAGAUUUCAACAACACAUCAGUUAAUGGACCCAGACGAAUGACAAAUGUUCCAGAGGUGGUCAGCAAUAUAUACUGGGUCAAACCUAUUCAUGCGAAGAUCCUGGAUAUUGGUAAAACAGCAGAUGCCUUAUUGACAGACCUGAGUGGUUAUGAGGAGUUGAAGACCAGCAUUGCAGAGUUUUGUGAGGAGCUGGAAGAAUAUCACAAUGAUCAGUUUGACUCGUGGUCCCGAGAUAUGCUACAUAUGAUUGAUACACAAGAGCUUAGCUUGGCCACAGACUCCCCAGUGUUGUCAUUCAGUAAAGGCCGCCUACUGCGAGUUAAUUACAAUCCACGACUUGUAGGGCUGGUAAGGGAAGUAAGUCAGCUUGCAAUCCUGGGACACAAUAUACAUCCAAAUAUAAUUAAAAUGGCAAAUCUUGCUCAAAAGUUUAUGAAGCAGGCUAAGGCCUUGGAAGAGAUUGCAAACUUCCACAAUACAGUAGGAGACCAAAUGAUUCCUUCUCAGCGACCAAUGAUGCUUGAAGCAGCACUCGCUCUCUCCGGCUUGGUACAGGAACAAACUACCAUCACUUGGUCCAACACUCAACAGUUAGAUGCUUAUAUUGCCAAGCUCAAGGUAGCGACUCAGAGAUUGGCAAGAGAAAAUAAACAGCUGGCUCAGUGUCACCUUAUGAUCAAGGAAAGAGUGUUAGCACUGAUGAACACCGACUUGUUGCGCCAUCAGUCUAAAUGGAAAGAGUUACUAAAGGAGAUGCGAUCCAUCAUGCACCAGUUGCAGGAAAAAGGAUUUGCCGACCAAAAGUCUUGGUGCUCUCAUUGGGAUCGUCAGCUGUACAAGGCACUCGAACAUCAGUAUCAGCUUGGACUGGAAGCCCUUAACCAGUACCUUCCAGAAUUUAAAGUGGAGUUAACAUACAGGCAACAAAGGCUUCAGUUCCUUCCCCCAAUUGAAGAAAUUCGCAUGAAAUAUUAUGGCCAGUUGAAGCGUUUCUUGGCUAUUCCAUACCACUUUAAGGGUGUGAAUGACGUAAAUGAACAUCCAGUGUUCCCGACCAUUGUGGACCGUAAUGCCCAUCGCUUCGCACAGCUCUUCCAGCGAGCUGAAGAAUUGUUCGAGAGACUUGAGAGUGUCAAAGAACGUUUUGUGGAUUUAUGUGCUCUUGGUUCGUGUGAUGUAGACCAACUUGUGGAGAAAUACUGUAAGACAUCUGAAGACUGGGACAGGAACUUCCGAGCAUCAAAAGGCAAGGGUCAAGAGAUUGGAAAGUUACCAAGUACAGAAGAAAAGCUGGAUUGCUUCAGCAUAAGUUUCCAACCCUUGCGAGUGGAAUUGGAGAUAAUGAAUCGCCGUUACUGGGAUAUUCUCGUUCAAUCCCUUCAUAAUGCUAUUAUAAAAGAUAUCAAUACAAUUGAAAAAUUCACAGAGGAAGCAGUAGAUGUCCUGAGAAAACAGCCACAGACUGUAGAAGAGAUUGCAAAUGCCAGCAACAAGCAUGCAGAAUAUGCAAAGUUAACUGAAGAAAUGGUUGAAUUAUUUAAUGAGGCAGAGCGUAAGAACAAGACAUUAGCAAGCUGGACGAAGGAAAGAGUGGAGCAAGUGUCUCGUGUCACUAUGCAGUGGGACAAUUACAAGACUUUGAUGGAAAAUCAUGAACAAAUUGUUGCAAAGCAGAUUGAAGCAAUCAAGGGUAAUCUGGAGAGCCAGACAAAUAAUUUCAACAGUGAAGUAGAAAAAUUUGGGAUGAGGUGGUUUCAACUUCGUCCUCGGGAAGAUCAAUUAGAAGGUGAUGGCGACCACUUACAGGAGGCCAUUGCUUUUGUAGCAGAAAAACGCUUAGAGUGGGACCAGCUUAUGGAGACACGAGACAGCUUGAGGAAGGAUUAUGAGCACUUCCACAUGGGGGAGCCAUUCUUCCCAGAAAUUGAUGACAUUGAAGCUGACCUAAUAAAGCAUGAGAAAACGUGGGGUUUGUUUGAUGAAUUCAACACUAGUAUGCAAGAGUUUUCCAACGAAGAGUGGAUUGUUUUCCGAAGUAAAACAUAUAAAUUUGAAGAAUUUCUGAAUAGCUGGAAUGAUAAACUACAAUCAUCUGGAGAAACGACACCUGUGACUGUACGCCUCAUUCAUGAACUUGAAAAGUAUAGAGCAGUAAUACCACUACUGAAGUAUGUGCGUGGAGAAGUAUUUUCUGAAAAGCACUGGAUUGAAAUGUACAGCCUUCUUGGGAUACCUACCAAUGUCACAGUAGACAAACUCACCUUUGGUCACUUCCUGAAGGUGCGUGACAGCUUAACACAGCACAGUGAGGCAUUGAAGGAGAUGAACGCCAAAGCAGCAGGUGAAAUUGUUAUUCGGCAAGCAUUGGGAGAACUGGAUGUAUGGGAAGUUGAUGCUCACUUCACUCUCGUUCCUCACACAGCCUCAGCUGGACAUCAGAUUAUGCUCAUCAAAGAAUGGAAGGAUAUCAUCAACAAGGUUGGCGACAAUCAAAGUCUGCUGCAGUCCUUGAAAGAUUCGUCAUAUUUCGCAGCCUUUGCAGAUCGGGCUCGAGUUUGGGAACAACGUCUAGCUGACUUGGACGAGUAUCUUGCUAACCUAAAUCAGAUACAGCGUAAAUGGGUGUAUCUGGAGCCCAUUUUUGGCCGAGGUGCUUUGCCUAAUGAACAAGGUCGCUUCAGGAGAGUUGAUGAUGAUUUCAAAUCCAUCAUGUCAGAUGUUGCUAGAGACAAUAAAGUUGUAUCCCUCUGUCGCAUUAAUGGUAUACGGAACACAUUGGUUACUCUUCUUGAUCAACUAGCAAGAUGUCAGAAGAGCCUUAAUGAAUUUCUGGAGGAGAAGAGGUCUGCUUUUCCUCGCUUCUACUUUAUUGGUGACGAUGACUUGCUUGAGAUCUUGGGUCAAGCUACAAACCCAGAAGUUAUUCAGAAUCAUCUAAAGAAACUGUUUGCUGGAAUUCACUUUGUGAGAUUUGAUGAGAAUAAUUCACACAUCGUUGCAAUGAAGAGUCUUGAAGGUGAAGAUGUUCCUCUUAGAAGACCUGUUGAAAUCACCACACAAGUUGAGGAUUGGUUAAGUCAGCUGAGUGAGGAGAUGAAGAGGACGCUGAAUGAGCUGCUUACUGAAUGUCUGGCAGAAGGUCAUACUGAUGCAGGAAUGGAUCCUCUUAAGUCACCUUCUCAGAUCUUGUGUCUUGCUGAUGCCAUUCUCUUCACGGAACGAUGUGAAGAGUCAAUUCAGAAUGGAAGUCUUACCAGCUUUAAAAAAGAAUUAGAGGCCAAGCUUGAAUCGUAUACAGGUGUAGACCUCAGUUCAGAUGGAACCCCAGAGGGUAAGGCAGAUAGUUUAGUGCUGGAGCUGAAGUUAAAAGCACUCAUCUUGGACACCAUUCACAAUAUUGAUGUUGUGAACGUACUGAUCAAUAGUAACAUUACCUCUGUGUCAGACUGGGCAUGGCAAAAACAGCUAAGGUUCUACAUAGGUGAAGGAGGUUCGGCAUUUAUGAGGAUGGUAGAUGCUCAGUUUGAUUAUACAUAUGAAUACCAAGGUAAUGCCCCCAAACUGGUGCAUACACCUUUAACUGACAAGUGUUACUUAACACUUACACAGGGUAUGCACAUGGGGCUGGGUGGAAACCCCUAUGGCCCGGCUGGAACUGGUAAAACAGAGUCGGUGAAAGCUCUUGGUGGCCUGUUUGGGCGUCAGGUUCUGGUGUUUAACUGUGAUGAAGGAAUUGAUGUCAAAUCCAUGGGCCGAAUAUUUGUUGGUCUGGUGAAAUGUGGCGCAUGGGGCUGCUUUGAUGAGUUCAACCGUUUAGAAGAGGCUGUUUUAUCAGCAGUCUCUAUGCAAAUUCAGACGAUACAGGCUGCUCUUAAGUCACAAGCUGCAACCACUACACUAUUGGGCAAAGAGGUGCCUGUUGAUCCUAACUCGGGCAUUUUCAUAACACUGAACCCAGCUGGUAAAGGGUACGGCGGUCGUCAAAAGCUUCCAGACAACUUAAAGCAGCUAUUCAGGCCUGUUGCCAUGGCCCGUCCUGACAAUGAGUUAAUUGCUGAAGUCAUUCUGUUUAGCGAGGGCUUCAAGGAUGGUAAAAGCCUUGGGCGUAAGAUUGUUGCAAUCUUCAACUUAUCCAAAGAACUCCUCACUCCACAGCAGCAUUAUGAUUGGGGUUUACGAGCUCUUAAGACUGUAUUGAAAGGCUCUGGUAAUCUGCUUCAGUUAUAUAGGCGCACAUUGCCAGAAGAAGAAAAGUUAUCAGAGGUUAAUAUAAAUGUGGAAUCAGAACUGGUAGUGCAAGCUUUGCGGUUGAACACUCUCUCUAAACUCACCUUCUCUGACAGUUCAAGGUUUGAUGACCUGGUGCGAGAUGUGUUUCCGGAUAUUAAAUUUAGAGGUGUUGGCUAUGAAGAUUUAGCUGAAGUUUUACAAGAAACAUUUAAAGAGAUGAGUCUUAUACCAAACGAUCGACAGAUCAAAAAAGCUCUGGAGCUUUAUGAACAACUCCAGCAGCGUAUGGGAGUGGUAGUAGUUGGUCCCUCGGGAUCUGGUAAGACAACUCUGUGGCAGACCUUGCGACAUGCGCUCUUGAAAAUGGAUAAAAAGGUAAAGAAAUACGUCAUGAAUCCUAAAGCUAUGCCACGACAACAGCUUCUUGGGCACAUUGACCACGAUACAAGAGAAUGGUCUGAUGGUGUUCUCACUGCUUCUGCAAGACAAGUUGUCCGAGAGCCACCAGAUGUAACAUCAUGGAUCAUUUGUGACGGUGACAUAGAUCCUGAGUGGAUAGAGUCAUUGAACUCUGUAUUAGAUGACAAUCGACUUUUGACCAUGCCAUCAGGAGAAAGGAUACAGUUUGGCCCAAAUGUCAAUUUCCUUUUUGAGACUCAUGAUCUAUCCUCUGCUUCACCUGCCACAAUCUCUCGCAUGGGCAUGAUCUUCCUAAGUGACGAAGACACCAAUAUCCACGCAGUUGUUAAUUCUUGGCUUGAAUCACAGGGUGAAGAAGCAAAACGCUAUCUUGAACCAUAUAUUGAACAAUACUUCUUUAAAGCACUUGAAUGGGUCUUAAAUGCUGGUGAAGCUGAAGUUGAAACCACUUUAGUUGGAUGGGUUUUGAAUGGCCUUUCUCAUCUUCAUGAGGUUACCAGUAAAGCUCACUUUGCAUUGGCGCUUGUGAAAGGUCUAGGAGGUAAUCUGCCAGAGACCAACAGGGCAGACUUUGCUCGUGAGGUGUUUUCUUGGGUGGGUGAACAUGUACCAGAUCAACGCAAGCCUCUCAAUGUUUAUUACGAUGCUGCACGUGACCGUUUAGAACCAUACACCUCUGACUCGACAGAAGAUGUUGUAGUCGAUACAGCUGAAGUUCCUUUAAUACUAACUGCUGAUGCCAAAUGUUCACUGGAUUAUUUUAUGCCAUGGCUUCAACUAGAGACAAAGCAGCCAUUCAUCCUAGUUGGACCAGAAGGCUGUGGGAAGAGCCUGCUGCUUCAUCACUGCUUCUCCAAGCUGCGUAGUACGCAGGUGACCAUGAUUCACUGCAGUGCAUACACGGCUCCGCAACACGUGCUGCAAAAACUCUCCCAGAUGUGUAUGGUAAUUUCUACUAAUACUGGUCGAGUAUAUCGCCCUAAGGACUGCGAGAGGUUGAUUGUUUACCUUAAAGAUCUAAACUUGCCUAAGCCAGAUAAAUGGGGUACUUGCCAGCUCAUCACCUUCUUGCAGCAGGUGGUGACAUACGAAGGCUUCUAUGACAACAACCUAGAGUGGGUUGGGCUCGAGGGUGUGCAGGUGGUGGCUUCCAUAACUGGUGGGUCGGCACUGGGACGGCACCAGCUAUGUGCGCGUUUUACAUCCAUUGUUAGAAUUGCCUCAAUUGGGUACCCUGAGCGUGAGCAGCUAGUGAGUGUGUAUGGUGCGUAUAUGCAGUCGGUACUUAACACUAUGUGCCCGGGCCACCCUGCUUGGGGGUCUCAGACUAAAGCCCAGCAACUGGCAACAUCCAUGGUCAACGUCUACCAAAAUGUGCGUGAUACCUUCAGUGUAGAUGACUAUAGUCACUACUUGUUCACUCCACGUGACCUGACACGCUGGGUUCUGGGUCUCUUGCGUUAUCAAGUUACCUCAGAUGAUGCUACUCUUCAGCCACUGUUGGAGGUCUGGCUGUAUGAAGGCUGCAGACUUUUCCGUGACAAACUGGCUGAGAGAGAUGAUGUUCAGAAGUUUGAUACAAUAAUUCUCUCUAGUAUUCAGUCAGACUGGGGCUUGGAUCUCCGUGAUCACAUAGUUUCCAAGUACUUUGUCACCCCUGCAGUUAGUGUUGUGGCUCCUGGGGCACCUCUGCCUCUCCAUGGUUACAAGCUGGGCCAGAUGAGCACCGAGGACUGGGGUGAGGUGGUGACACGUGCGGUGACACAGUACAGCAGGGAGAAACAAGAGCUUAAUUUACUCAUCUUCACAGAGGUAUUGGAGGCUAUGGCACGUGUUGACCGGAUCUUAACAUCCCCUGGAGGCUCAUUUCUCAUGGCUGGCAGGUCGGGUGUGGGCCGCAGAACUGCCAUCUCUGUUAUUGCCAACUUACAUGGUAUUAGAGUUGUCUCACCAGCUAUGAGCCUUGGUUAUGACAUUAAAAACUUCAAAAAUGAUUUAAAACAGGUGAUGCAGAGCGCUGGUGUUGAGGGAGAACAGGUGGUGCUGCUGCUAGAGGAUCACCAUCUGGUCACUUCAGCAUUCCUCGAGAUUAUCAAUUCUCUUCUUAUGGCUGGAGAAGUUCCUGGACUCUACACUCCUGAAGAACUCGACCCUCUCCUCAUGCCUCUGCGAGACCAGGCAGCACAUGAAGGAUUCAGGGGUACACAGUAUGCAUAUUUUGGUUCAAGAGUGAUGACAAAUUUGCACAUUGCCUUGAUUAUGGAUUCAAGCAACCAGGAAUUCUCUGCACAGUGCGAGAGUAACCCAGCUUUAUAUAAGCAGUGUUCUGUGCUCUGGAUGGAAGGAUGGGCACAAGAAACAAUGAUUGAGAUCCCAGAUUUGCUUUUAGAAGACUAUGAAAGGGAUCUAAGCAACAGUUCAGAAUUCCUGAACUCAUUCUUGGCUAUACAUGAGAGCCUACCAUCUCACCUUGCCACUCCUCGGCGUUACAUAACCCUCCUGCAUACUUAUCGUUCAAUUCAUAAUACUAAAAAGGAAGGAGUAAUACUGCGACAACGUCAUUUGAAGGCUGGAGUGGCAAAGCUCAAUGAAGCACGUCAGGUAGUAAGCGAGCUUAAGGCUGUAGCUGCAGAAAAAGAAACUGUGUUAGCAGAAAAGCAAUCGGAAGCCAAUCGUGCCCUCGAGCUGAUUACAGACACUAUGAAAAAUGCCAAUGCUCAGAAAGUUCAGAUGGAAACAUUGAAAGACCAAACGGUAAAUGAAAACAAGAAGAUAGCCGAGAGGAAAAUUGCAAUUGAUGAGGAACUAGCAGAAAUUGAGCCCAUUGUGCGAGAAGCUAAAGAGGCUGUAGGGAACAUCAAGGCUGAAGCCCUGACUGAGAUAAGGUCCCUACGAGCACCACCCGAAGUAAUACGAGAUAUCCUAGAGGGUGUACUACGCCUUAUGGGAGUUCAAGAUACUUCAUGGAAUUCCAUGAAAACUUUCUUAGCAAAGAGGGGUGUCAAGGAAGAAAUAAGGAAUUUUGAUCCAAGAGACGUAACUUCUGAAGGUCGCAGAUCGGUAGAAAAAUUGCUUCACGAGCGUGAGGAUUCAUUUGAGGCAUCCGUUGCUAAAAGAGCAUCAACUGCAGCAGCACCACUGGCAGCAUGGGUGAAAGCUAAUGUACGAUUCUCCUAUGUACUCGAAAAAGUGAAACCUUUAGAGAAGGAACAAGAUAAACUGCAAAGAAAUUUGGAGAAAGCUGAGGCGCAGAUUGGAGAGUUGUCGGCUGGUUUGGAAGAUGUUGACAAGCAGGUAGCUGUACUACGGGAGAAGUUGAAUCGCUCUACUAAAGAAGCUGCAGAGGUAGAAUUCCACUUGAGUAAGGCCAAGGAAACGAUCACAGCUGCAGAGAGCCUCGUCACCAAACUAGAGGGAGAAUAUAAACGUUGGAGUCAACAAGUGUCUGAGUUAGAUUCUAGUAUACAAGGCCUGCCAAGAGAGGCUCUCCUAGCUGCAUCAUUCAUCACUUACUUGAGUGAAGCUCCCGAAGACACGCGUAAAGCAACAAUGGCCCACUGGAGCCGUAUGUUGCAAGUAUCUGGAUUUGACUUACGAAAGUUUUUGAGCAGUGAGAGGGAACAGCUUCAGUGGAAGGCGGAAGGGCUCCCAUCCGAUCAGUUAUCUAUUGAAAAUGCUCUCGUCAUUCUCCAGAUGACAACACAACCGGCAGGGUGCGGGAUGAAGCCUUUGUUGAUUGACCCAUCGUCCCGUGCUACUGCUUGGCUUCAUCAACAUCUUCGAGACGCUACCGUUGAGGCAACAUCACAGCAAGAUCCAAAGUUUGCAACAACACUUGAACUAGCUGUGAGGUUUGGGAAGACCCUCAUUAUCCAGGAAGUGGAUAAGGUGGAGCCACUUCUCUUCCCACUGCUCAGAGGAGAACUUAUCAGUCAAGGUCCUCGUUAUGUUGUUCAACUUGGAGAGAAAACACUUGACUACAAUGAAAACUUCCGCUUGUUCUUGGUAACUCGUAGUCCUUCUCCAGAACUACCACCUAAUGUUAUGUCGAUCCUUACAUCGGUAAAUUUCACCACUACACGUGCUGGAUUAACAGGACAGCUGUUAGCAGCAACACUGCAGGUGGAGAAGCCUGAACUGGAGGUGCGGAGAACCGAUCUCCUGAGGCAAGAAGAAGACCUGAAAAUACAGUUAGUAACUUUGGAAGAUCAUCUCUUGACAACUCUUGCUGAAUCACAAGGCAAUAUCCUGGAAAACAAGGAACUGCUGGCAUCAUUAGAGCAAGCUAAAUCUAGUUCUGCCACUAUUGAAUCUUCACUGAAAGAGUCGGGAUCUCUCCAAGAAUCUCUUGAGAAUGAACGGAAAGCAUAUUUACCUCUGUCACAGGCCGCUUCGAAUCUCUACUUCGUCAUAUCAGACCUGUCAAAACUUAAUAAUAUGUACCGUUUCAGUCUCAAUGCUUUCCAUAACCUUUUCCACAAAGCUUUACAAACACCUCAGGAUGGAAGCAACACAGAUCAGCGCAUAAAGUCUCUUCAGAGAGCUUUAAUUGACCUGGUGUAUAGUUACAUUAGUCGUUCCCUCUUUAAGGAAGAUCGCCUCAUGUUUGCCUUGCACUUAGUUCAUGGCAUGUACCCAGAGCUUUUUAGAGAAAAUGAAUGGGAGGCUCUGAUUGGCAUGCUGGUGACAGAUGUUAGAACUGAUGCAGCUGAAGUCAAAGAAACUCUUCCAAAGUGGGUUGAUGAAGAACGUGCAUUUGCGGUCUCGUUGUUAAAACAAACCUUCCCAACCCUGUUUGAAAUGCUGCAUUUGAAUGACUUGUCAAUGUGGUCAGGCUUUGCUAGAUCCAGCCACUGUGAGACAGAUUUACCAGUUCAGAUUCAUCAAAAGCUUUCUGGAUUCCAACAUGUGCUUCUCAUUCAGGCAAUAAGGCCUGACCGUCUCCAGUCUGCGAUGGUCAACUUUGCAUCCAGGGCACUAGGGAUGAAGGAAUUGUCACCUCCGGCCCUGAACCUCCGUCGUCUUAUGUCUGAGACAACAGCUGCCGAGCCUGUCAUGAUCAUCAUCUCCCCUGGAGCUGAUCCCUCACAAGAACUUCUGGAACUUGUGAAAAAUACUGUUGGAAAUACCAACUAUCAUGAGGUGGCUAUGGGUCAAGGGCAGAGUGAGAUAGCUAUUAAACUGCUACAAGAGUGUGCAUCUGCUGGCCACUGGUUAUGUCUCAAGAAUCUUCACCUGGUGACUGCUUGGCUUCCAGUUCUAGAAAAAGAAUUAAAUUCCCUUCAGCCACACCAAGAUUUCCGGUUGUGGCUGACGGCAGAACCACACGCAAAGUUUACACCUAUAAUUCUGCAGACGAGUCUGAAAGUCACUUAUGAGGCACCAGCAGGAAUCAAGAAAAAUCUUCAACGGACUUAUGACUCUUGGACGCCAGAAAUAAUUGCCCGUGGAAACAAUGUCAACCGUGCCCAGUCACUCUUUGUCUUAGCAUGGUUCCACGCUGUUGUUCAAGAGCGCCGGACCUACAUUCCACAAGGGUGGUCCAAGUUCUACGAGUUCUCCUUAGCCGACUUAAAAGCUGGGGCAGACAUUCUGGAUAGAUUAUAUAAACAAGAAACUGGUGAUAUCAAAUGGAACUUUAUUCAUGGCUUGUUUGAAAAUGCAAUCUACGGCGGACGUAUAGACAAUGUGUGGGAUUUGCGAAUUCUUACUGCCUACCUCUAUACAUUCUUCACCAGUGAUGUGAUUGGUGGACGCAAACUUUCUCAAAACCAGCUGGCCCAAAAUAUGACUCUGCCAACUACUGUUAAUUAUCAGGACUUCACUGCCCUUAUAAGAAGCCUACCAGAAGAGGAUGAUCCAGCUUACUUUGGUCUUCCAGCAAAUAUUGAAAGAUCUUGGCAGCGUAUUGUCAGUUCACAGGUUAUUGCUCAGCUAAAGGUGUUGAUGAGGUCCCCUGAGCUUGCAAGCCGUUUUGACCGUGAAAAGUGGCACUCUCAAUUGUCACCAGUGCUGAACUUGUGGAAAAAAUUAAAUCAGGGUGCUAAUCUUAUUCAAGCUAAAGUUGCUGCACCAGGCUCAUCAUUAGAAUCUCCAGUUAGAGCAUUCAUACAGCUGGAAUAUUAUUCUGUGAUCGGCAUCGUCCAAACAGUCCACCGGUCACUAGCCCAGCUCUCAAAAGUUAUUCGUGGAACACUUUUGCUUACCACAAGUGUCCAGGAACUUGCAGAUUCUCUUUUGAGGCAGGAGACUCCUGGCAGUUGGCAGAAGCUAUGGGAGGGACCAGAGGACCCACUAGAUUAUUUAAGGAGUCUUAUAAGACGAGCACUGGGAAUUGGAAAAUGGGUAGCUAAAAGUGACCAGAACAGUCUUCUCAAAGAAGCACUUGAUCUCUCCGAGCUCCUACAUCCAGCUACAUUCUUAAAUGCUCUUCGCCAGCAGACUGCAAGGGAAUAUGGAACUUCUAUGGACAAUCUGGAAUUUGUUACCUCUUGGUCACGUGGUGGGAUUCCUGAUGCUAAGGUUGGCAUGAAGUGGUGUGGACUUCAAAUGGAAGGAGCUACUUUUGACGGCUCCCGAUUGAUGCACAACACCCAUGAUUCUCCGAGCAUUGCUGUUGCUCCAUUGUGCACAGUAGCAUGGAUGCCAAAGGAUUUGGGAACUAGAAUGUAUCAUGAAGAGCUACUGUCAGUUCCUGUGUAUUCUGCCUCUGACCGCGAGCAGUUGGUCGGCAGCAUUGAUCUGCCUUGUCCUUCACCUCACUACGAGUGGCGUCAAGCUGGCUUGGCUCUGUUCUUGAUAACAUAGAUCCUUCAAGUGGAGAAGAGAUAUACUGAUGGAAACCCCUUGUUGUUCAUGCAGAAAGUGUGUGAACUUAGGCAUAAAAGUAAGAGUACUGUAAUCUCUUGUAGGUACUGUAUCUCAGUAUUUGUAUGCUGGCAACAAACUGAUAUUCUUAAUUAAAAAUAUUUCCUCUCAUUUCUAGUCAUACAUUACUUUCUAGUCACACAUUCCAAUAUAUUAUCUGAAAGAAAAAGUAAUGUUGUAUUGCAUAUUGACAAGUAUUGCAUUAAGUAUGAAUAAGCUUAAUUGGAUGGUGUGCGUGUUACUGGUUUAAUAUUGCCAAUUAAUGGUUGUUUUCUAAUUUUAAACAUCUUAUGGUAUAAUUCAAAUUCCAAUUAUCAGGGACAGUUGUCUAACUCCUGGGUACUAAUUUUACUGCUAGGUGAACAGAGGCAUCAGGGGAAAAGAAAAUAUGCCCAAAAUUUAACAUUUCUGCCCUGCCCAGGAUUGUCCUCAAUUGAGAGUUGAGGAUGUACAACUGUAUAGUCUACUUUAUCCAUAAUAUUUUAUAACCAUUUCUGAAUAAUUAUUUUUAUCAGUGAUAUGAAGAAAUAAUUAAAAUCGGUAGAGAAUGGGUAAUGAAAUGAGCAAAGACCUUGCCAGAGUAUGGGAAAGUAGUAGUGUGCCAGAUUUCUUGGAAGAAACUGUGAUUGCUCUUUUCUAUACAAAUAAGGGUGUAGAUAGUAAGAGUUAGAGGCAUUAGUCUAAUAAGGAUUGUGGACAACAUGUUUGUAUGAAUUGCAAUAGUAGUACAGAAAAUGGCAAAAAUGAGUUGGGAAUAAAAAUUGCAUGAAAAGAUAAGACACACAUCUUUGGAUCAUCCAAUAAAAUCAGCAGAUUCCUAGAUGUUGCUACUGCUCGGCUUAGACUCGGUCUAUAAGUAUCUCUGGGAAUUUUCAUUAUCUGCUGAUGUAGACCUGACCAAAUGUAAACUCAACAAAAUUAUUUGCAUACCCUCCAACACUAUGUGAUGAGGUGUGAAAAGAUACUGCAUGUGAAUUAAGAGACAAUUCUAUAAUAAAUGUUAAAGAUAUG